AAGUUAGCUCGGAUUAGGUUAUAUUAAAUUUCAUACUUGAUCGUAUGGUGAUCUUAGUGAUCAAGUGAAUAAUAAAUAAUCAACAAAGUAUUGCAUCUGCUAUAUAAAAUGCUAAAUAUAUAAAUCGAGUGUUUUCUAUUGUAGUUACUGUGUAUAAACAUCUUUUGUUUAUACACUUCUCUGUAAUAAGACAGGUGGACGCGCAUUGUUAAACUACAUUGUCGUACGAAGUACUUGGAAUGGAUUAUGCAACGAUUGUCGAUCAAGCUGUCAAGGAAUUUUAUUCAGCAGGUAGCAAUGAAGCUCAUUCGUGGCUCUUACAAGCACAAGUCUCCCCGGAAGCUUGGAAAUUCGUAUGGGAACUUUUGGAUCCUUCCAAGUCAGCAGAAGUUCAAUUUUUUGCGGCAACAACUUUGCACACAAAAAUAAUUAAGCAAUGGGAUGAAGUACCUGAACAUGACUAUCCGAUGUUAAGGGAUUAUUUGGUGAAGAGCCUAAAACAGCCCAAUACCCCAAAAUUUGUUCUUUUAAAACUUUGUCAAGCGUUUGCUGCAUUUAUGGUGAACAGUUACAAUAUAGAGAAGAUAGAAGAGGAUGCAAGUAUAGUUGAUGACCUAUUUAAUGCUUUAACUCCAACUAAUUCUCCAUCUAUGCUAGAAUUAUUACUACGGGUACUUUCAUUGCUUCCUACUGAGUGCGAUAGGAGACGACAAACGCGUGGCAAUUCACAAAUUUUAGUCAAAAGUUGGCCUAAAAUUUUAUGCUGCUUACGAUUGGUUUUUUCGUCGUAUGAUACAAUUGCAUUGUUGUUGCCACCAACGUUUAUGAUUCUGACUUUAGAAUGCACUCUAGCUUGGUUUAAGAUGGACAAAUUGCCAUUGGAAGCUAUUGGUCAAAUUUAUUCUGAUCUACUAAUUAUGGCAACUCACUAUGCACCUAAUAGGUCUUCAAACUUAUGUACCGACCCUGAGCAGGAGCGUGGUUGGGAUAUAGUGCAAGAGUGCUUGAUCACAAUAGUGACACAUCGUGAUCUAAAAAGAUGGACACAUACCCUUUGGGAAUGGGCCAAGGCUUUGACAAUAACGGCAAAAGAACAUGAUACCAAAUAUUUCUGCGAAGUGUUAACUGCUAUGGGGGAGGCUCACAGUCGCGAGUUUCUGAUUGCUCUAGCUGGCGGUAGUAAUGAUUUGACUCAUAAACAGACAGCUACGAAUUUGAUCGAGCUACUGUUGGAAUGUACAUCCCAGCCAGGUCGUUACCCGACGGAUGAAACUCGUAGUUGCAUCCCAUUUGGAUUCUGGUAUGCGUUACAGGACGAUUUAGGCACGUUGGAUCAGCCACUCGAGAAAUGGGCUUUGUUAGCGUUGAAGCCCAUUUACAUCCGGCUGGCUGAGGCGUUGCUGGAGAAAUCGGCUCUUCCAUGCCGGCAAGAGUUGAGCAACGCAAACGAGAGCGAGUUACUUAGAUGUUACAGGCAAGACGUGGCGGACACUUUAGACUACUGCUACAAAGUUCUCCAAGAAGACCUGUUGAAAAUGGUUCUGGAAAGAUUAGCCCGGGCGAUGUGUGAUAAUAAAAAUUGGACCGACAUUGAAGCGUCGUUGCACGCAUUUAAAGCACUGGCUGAAUCUGUCGGCAAUAGAAAUGUUCGUUACGUCCCGGAGAUGAUAUUCGCAAUUCUUUCUUAUAUACCUUACGAUCGUUAUCCUCCGGAGGUAAUGGCGUGUGCUUGCUCGGCACUUGGCUCAUUCGCCGAGUGGAUUGGGGAACAUCCCGAGCGCAGGCUGAAAGAAGUGCUGCAAUUCAUCACGCUAGGACUCACAAAAGGCCCCGAAGUCGCACCUUUCGCGAGUAUGGCAUUGAGAGAUAUCGUAAGAGAAUCCGGUAAUCAUCUUGCGCCGUUUGCGCCGUCCAUUCUCAACACUAUCAGACAAACUCUGCUGAAUGUCGCGCCUGGUAGCGGAGAGACCUUACGGCUUAUGUAUGCGGCCGGAAAGGUACUCAACACAUUACCUACUGUGGAAUUACAAAUGACGUAUCUCGACGCGACGCUAGGCCUGUGCAUAGUGAAGUUGAAGGAGUUAUUGGAGCAACCGCUGUUCGUGGCGCGGCUCGACGUGACAAAUCACCUAAAAAUGAUUCUCGCGUGUCUCAGUACUCUCGAUGGCACGAUCGGUAAGGCCGUGUUGGACGGCUUGAUACCAGUGUUUCAUCAGAUCAUCGCGCAUCCCGAAUGGAGUCAAGACAAUGCCACAUUGGAGGGAAUGUAUUUGUGCGCUCAACGAUCCGUAUCGUCGCUCGUGCACCCGGAGACAGAUGCACGGCCGUUACUGUCGAUCUUGACGACAUCUUAUAAGACGUGGCCGCACCCGGAAGCAUUGAAUCUACUGCGUCAAUUGAUAGUGUUGUUCGCAAAAGAUCAAGACAAUAUCAUCGGCUCGGUUCUCGCCGAAAUCAGCUCGAUAACGCUGAGCGGCGUGAAGGCGUGCAGAUCGGUACAGGGCGAUCUGUCCGAUUGGUCAGAUCUGAUGGAAGCAUACCUAGGUGUACUUUCGCAAAUUUGUAAGAAGAAUAUCAAGUUAUUGUUGCAAAUCCCAGAGCAAAUCCCGGAAAUGUUACAAUGUGGGAUUGCUUGUUUAACGCUGCCGGAAUUUGCGACGGUGAAAAUGGCCGGUAGUUUUCUCAAUCACGCAAUCGCACAAAGUCUGCACAUGCAGACAUUCAUUCAACCGAUUGGCCAGGAACUUGUCUCUGUAAUCUUGCAUCAUCUCAGUGGAGUAAUGCUUCAUCAUAAUUUCGAACCUUACGCUGAAGUUCUAUUGUCACUGAACAAAAACUGCAUGGAGUGGCAUGAGUUGUGGUUACGAAUUGCGUUUGAGAGUCAAAGUGAUAUCGCAGCAUUGCGAAAGGAAUAUAUAACGCGCAUCUUGCGCGAGAGAUUGAAGCAACGACUUAGCGACGUGCUGAAGGAAUUCAACUUGCGGUGUCGACAAAAAAUAGGAUCCUCAAAUCCUCGGAAUGACAGGACUUCCGAUGUACUGACGUAAAAUCAGUUUUACUCUAUGAAGGGACCGACACAACAUAAUGUAUGUAACACACAUGCGAAUAUCAAUAUAAUUUAUCUCUUCAUAAUAAACGCUACAUAUUGUAUAUACUUGUACUCCAUACGGGUUUUUUUGCAUUUUUUUGAAUCAUGAAACAUUCAUUGAUCACAUGUAACGCGGUGCGAUAUAACGCGGUUACAAUAAAGAAAAUAAAAGAAUGAUCGAGGAGAAAAAAAAUAUAUAAUAUAUUUCCGAUUCUUUUCCAUCGAGUAUAAUCGUAUAUUAGUUGAAGUAUUGGUAAUUAAUUUAUCAGAUUGUUAGAAAAUGCAAAAAUUAAAGCGAGAAACUAAAAGUUAAAUAACAAUUGUGUAAAAUUGAACUGUGAUUUAUGUAUCUAGCGAUUUUCGUGCAAUCAUUUUGUUGUAGGUAAAAUAAAAGUAUUUUUGUUGGAUAUUGUGCUAUUUAAUUUUGAUUUGUUCUUUGCUGUUUGUAAUACAGAAAGAAGGAACACAGAAAAGAUCGUCGGAGAUAGAUUACACAUCUUUCUACUUACAUGCUUAAUUAAUAUCACUUUCUCCAUGUUCACAUAGGUUACUUGCCUAAUGUUAUUCCACGUCAACAUGUACAUGUAUUACAAUAAAAAUCGAUUUCUUCCUUUUCUAAUA
Messenger RNA from Harpegnathos saltator (Jerdon's jumping ant), 3709 nucleotides. RefSeq names its product importin-13-like protein cdm (gene cdm). NCBI's taxonomy places the organism in Eukaryota, Metazoa, Arthropoda, Insecta, Hymenoptera, Formicidae. Gene Ontology annotation, molecular function: small GTPase binding. The record is from RefSeq and is a predicted model, not a curated record. The coding region runs from base 240 to 3047 and encodes 935 amino acids. Gene Ontology annotation, cellular component: cytoplasm. Gene Ontology annotation, biological process: protein import into nucleus. The transcript is spliced from 8 exons.